Messenger RNA from Pyricularia oryzae 70-15, 2376 nucleotides. RefSeq lists its product as uncharacterized. The record is from RefSeq and is a predicted model, not a curated record. NCBI's taxonomy places the organism in Eukaryota, Fungi, Ascomycota, Sordariomycetes, Magnaporthales, Pyriculariaceae. Gene Ontology annotation, molecular function: ferric-chelate reductase activity. The coding region runs from base 1 to 2376 and encodes 791 amino acids. Gene Ontology annotation, cellular component: plasma membrane. Gene Ontology annotation, biological process: copper ion import; iron ion transport; intracellular iron ion homeostasis. The transcript has 2 exons.
AUGCCAGGCUCAAGGCCAAGGAUAACGCAGCCAGUGACGGCGUGGACCGUCAUCGCCGUGCUUCUCGCCCUCCUCCCGACAACCCUCGCCGACGGGAUAGGGCUGAUCGGAUGGGGCAAGCACAUGUACCAGCCGGUAUGCGCCUUUGCGUGCCGCAGCGUGGUGAGGGCCUGCCCGCUACUGUGCACGCCCGAGCCGGGCGGCAAAAAUUACGGCACCGCGCACUCGCCCAACUGGACGCCUCCCGAGUGCUUUACCAGCGACAGGGCCUUUAUGCAGACCAUGGCCCUCUGCAUCGACAAUUACUGCCCCAUCUCGGACGGCCCGACCUGGUACGCCAUCGAGGACUACUGGGCGUCGCACCUGGCCGUCACGACCGUCGGCAGCUACCAGUGGGUGCCCAGCAUGUCCCUGCAGGAGGCGGUGGAUGGUGCGCGCGCCGAGGAGAAGGCCAUGAGGGACGCCGUGGGGAAAAACUCGACGGGCCACGGUGGUUAUGGCAGGCUCAGGGCCCGUCAGCACCACGGAGCAUCGUCGGAAUCGGGCAACGCCACACAAAGGUUCACGAGUGCGCUGCCUACAAUUAAGGCCAGGGCUCCGUUAAACGUUACGAGCUUUAUCCUAUGGGAAGACUGGCAGAGGGCUUAUAACGGAGCGAGGUUGUUUGAGACCAACGAGGUGGGGCAUUCAAAUGCGACGAUCGCUGUUCUCUUUACCGCCCUCUUGGUUCCAGUCCUCUUUUCCAUGCUUCGAGCCAUUCCUGGUCUUGCUAGAAGUUACACCUGGACCUGGAUCAACUGCAUUGUAAACCAUCCCGCAGCCUUUGGCACCCGGCACCGCGAGCCCGUCGCCGCCGCGGCAGGAGGCGCCAUGGUGCCAACCCGGGGCCAGAUGCUGUACAUUGGCCUGAUUAGCAUCGUAAACUUUGUGCUCCUCGUGGCGCCCUACUACUACGUCUACCCCAACAGCACGUACCCGAUCCGGCGGAACCAGGACCUGGCCACCAUGGGCAACCGGGCGGGCAGCAUGGCCAUGGGCAACGCGGCGGCGCUGUUCCUCUUCUCGGCGCGCAACAACGCGCUGCUCUGGCUGACCGACUGGGGCCACUGCACCUUUCUGCUGCUGCACCGCUGGCUCGGCGCCUGGACCGUCCUGCUGACCGUCGUGCACUCGUGCCUGCUGCUGGCCGCCUACGUCGAGUACGGCGACUACGCCAUGGAGCUCGCGCGGCUGUACUGGCGCUGGGGCGUCGUCGGCACCGUCGCCGCCGUCGCCCUCGGGCCCGCCUCCGUCCUGGCCCUCCGCCGCGCCGCCUACGACCUCUUCCUGCCGCUGCACCAGCUCCUGGCUAUGCUGUUUUUGGUCGGCUACUACCACCACAUCUGGUACCUGUACCAGUACCAGUGGGGCUACGAGAUUUGGGUUUGGAUUGCUGUGGGUUUCUGGGCGCUCGAUCGUGUCCUGCGUCUGGUCAGGAUGGCUGUGAAGGGGCGCCGUACUGCGGUAAUCUCGCCCGUAGAGGGAUCCGACGGGGAGUAUAUGCGCAUCGACAUUAACGGCGUGCGCUCGGGUGGUGUCGUUUAUCUGUGUUUCCCGACAUUGCGCUGGAUGUUCUGGGAAAACCAUCCCUUUUCUAUCGUCUCCUCUAAAGCCACUGAGGUCGCUGUCGCCGACGAACCUGAAGCAACACAAACAACCAUCCCUUCCUCGGAAAAGGCCGGUCCCCAUGCUGAAAAGUCCGCGGCUGGGCUGGUCAGCAUGCCGUCGCCAUUAAGCCCACCCCAGAAUGCAUCCGUGGCUCCCACCUCGAGCAAGAAGACCGGCCAGCCGCGCACCACCAUCAUCGUCCGCACGCGCACCGGGGUGACGGCCCGCCUCGCAGCACGCCUGGCCACCGCGGCCUCCACAACCGGCACGCCGCUGCGCCUGCCCGUCCUGAUCGAGGGCUCGUACCAGUACUCGGGCUCGGCGGAGCGGCGGCUGCGCAGCUGCGCCUCGGUGCUGUGCAUCGCCGGCGGCGUGGGCGUGACGGCCGUGCUCCCGCUGCUGCUGCGACGCGGCGCUUGUUCGGCGUUGCCGUCGGGCAGCCCGCGCGGCCGGCUGGUCUGGGCCGUGCGCGACGGCAGCCUGCCCGCGGCCCUGGCGCCGGAGCUGGCUGCGCUGCAGGCUGCGGGCGUCGAGGUGGAGACGAGCGUCGGCAAGAGGGUCGACCUCGGCGCCGCGCUGGAGCAGGAGGUCCUUGCCGGUGGAGACCUGCUGGGGGUGGUGGUUUGUGGGCCGCCGGGGAUGGCCGAUAAGGUGCGCGCAAAGGUGACGCAGCUGGGGAGGGGUGGGAGGCGGGCGGUUGUUUUUGUCGAUAAAGCUUUUAGUUGGUAA